Pogona vitticeps (central bearded dragon) is the source of this 2371-nucleotide messenger RNA. The record is from RefSeq and is a predicted model, not a curated record. NCBI's taxonomy places the organism in Eukaryota, Metazoa, Chordata, Lepidosauria, Squamata, Agamidae.
UCCCUCUCUCUGGCCGGCUGUGGCGUGAUGGUGGCGCUUGUCUCCCUUAUUCGCUCUGCGACGGGAAGGAAAGAGGUCGCGCGGUUGGAGAGGGAGGAACGAGCCGCCUGGCCGGGUUUUGUGGCUUCCCAGGUCAGAGAAUCGAGGCGCCAGAAGUCGACAGGUACCCAGUGAGGUGUAGUAGUGGAUUGAGUGACAGACCGGGACUGUGGAGACCAGGGGUCAGAUCGCUGCUCAGCCAUGGAAGCCCACUGGGGAACUGGAACUGAGGAAGCCUCUAACAGAAUGGAGGAAAUGCCAAUACUUUCAGCAGCCAGAACGCACAAGUGACCUUCCACUGUUGAAAAGCGGACCUGAAAGAGAUGGGAAGAAAGAUGUGUAUGUUGGAAGGAGAUAAGAAGAUGGGAUGGCAGAAGUGUGAAGGAAGGAAGAUAAUUUUAAAAAAUCCCCAAACAUGUAUUUUUUUGAAACAACAACAGACAAUUCUGAUAAAAAUAACCUCCUGAUUACUGCUGGGCACUGCUCUGGGUUUUUUAAAGCAUCUUGCAUUAAAACACAUUUUUAUGGCGCCAGGUACAAUGUCCUCCUUGAUUAGAGUCUCAGCAAGAAGCACCGUCUCCACUUUGCAUGGGAAAGGACGUUUGUUUUCUAAAUGUGUUUCAAGCCAGGACAAAGUAGCAUGGAAACGUUUGCUUGCCAAACACCCCUUUUUUUCUUUGCUGGCGAGCUGCAAUUGCAGCCUCAACCAUAUUGCUGCUGUUCAAAAAGCUUUCCGACAUACCUCAACAGAAGAAGAAGACUUCUCCUUCCACCUUACGCCAUUACAGAUCAAUGACAUCUUAAGGGCUAAUGAAUUGUCCCACACGGUCCCUGAAUUUGAUGGGAAAAACCCAAGCUCUGUGCUGAAAUUUGAGAGUAAUCACUUGGCUGCGAACAACCCAACAGAAGACCGCAGAAGUGCAACUACUUGCUUGCAGACCAGAGGGAUGAUGUUUGGAGUCUUUGAUGGCCAUGCAGGUUAUGCUUGCGCCCAGUCCGUCGGUGAGAGGCUGUUUUUUUACAUUGCCAUUUCCCUUCUGUCCCAGAAAAGACUGGAGGAAAUGGAGUGUGCCAUGGAGUCUAUGAAGCCAGUUCUGCCUGUUCUGCAGUGGCACAAACAUCCAAACGACAGCUUCUUUCAAGAGGUAGCUUCUCUGUAUUUGGAGCAGCUCAGGGUUUAUUGGCAAGACUUGCUGAACACGGACAUGGAACUAGGCCUUAGAAUAGAAGAGGCUUUGACCUAUGCAUUCAAAAGGCUGGAUUCAGACAUAUCAUUGGAGGCUCAGGCUCCCUCUGAAAAUCAACUGAUGAGAAACAUUGCUCUUCAGGUGGCUUUCUCAGGGGCAACUGCCUGCAUAGCUCAUGUUGAUAGUGUUCAUUUGCACAUUGCAAAUAGUGGUGACUGCAGAGCAGUUCUAGGGGUUCAGAAUCAAGAUGGGACGUGGUCCGCCCUGCCACUUACUCGAGAUCACAAUGCGUUCGACAAGCUGGAAAUCUUAAGAAUGAGAAGGGAACAUCCUGCUGAAGAAGAGGGCACACUCAUUGUGAACAACAGGUUGCUUGGUAUCCUUGUGCCUUCAAGAGCUUUCGGAGAUGUCCAGUUCAAGUGGAGCCAGGAACUGCAGCAGAGUGUGCUGGGAAAUGGCUGCAGCACAGAAGCUCUGAACAUUUACCAGUAUGUGCCUCCAAACUAUCACACACCUCCUUAUUUAACGGCAGAGCCGGAAGUCACCUACCACAAAAUUGGAAGGCAGGAUAAAUUCUUAGUGAUUGCUUCAGAUGGUCUAUGGGACAUGUUGAGUAAUGAAGAGGUAGUCAAGUUGGUGGCAGGCCAUCUGGUUGAAGCGAAUGUCAAGAAGGCGCGUGUGACUCUUAAGAAACCAGCCAAACUGGGUUACAUGCAAAACUUGCUACGUCAGAGGAAGGCCAAGCAUAUCUACUCUUAUGACCAGAACGUAGCUACCCACCUCAUCCGACAUGCAAUUGGCAAUAAUGAAUAUGGAGUGAUUGAUCCAGAAAGGCUGAUGGCAAUGCUAACUCUUCCUGAGGACUUAGCACGCAUGUAUAGGGAUGAUAUCACAGUUACUGUAGUAUAUUUUAAUUCUGAUGUAAUUGAAGAGCACUACAGAGAGAAUGAAUAAGGGACUCAUUUUGUUACGAAAUGUCGAUAUCAAACCCAAGGUCCACUAGGACUUUUUGUGUACUUUGCCCAUUCCCUAGGAAUGCUAUUGUAUAGAAGCUCCUUAAUCUGUAUUGAGUGUCUCAGCAGCCUAAUCUUUGGUGCUUUUAAUAAAGAAUUAAUGUAACAAUUAAAAUAUGUGAUUUGGUUAAA